CGGACGCGCGCGGCGGGAUGGGCGGCGGGGCGCGGCGCUAGGUGCCCGGCGGGCGGCCCAGGCUGCGGCCGCGGACCCCUCGGCGCGCCGGCCCCGCGGCGCCCGGCAUGCCCCCGGCCGCAGCCCCUCUCCCGCCGAGGACCUCCGGCUGCGACCGGCGCGCCGCGGCUCCAGCCGCCUUCGGGGGCCUCCCGGGGCCCGGCCGCGGGGACCAUGAAAGUGAGGUCGGCCGCUGGCGACGGAGAUGCAUUGUGUGUUACAGAAGAGGAGCUGGCUGCUGACGACGAGGACAUGCCAACCUUCCCGUGCACACAGGAGGGCCGGCCGGGGCCCCGCUGCAGCCGCUGCCAGAGGAACCUGUCUCUGCACACGUCCGUGCGGAUCCUUUACCUCUUCCUGGCCCUGCUCCUGGUGGCCGUGGCCGUGCUGGCCUCUCUGGUUUUCAGGAAAGUGGACUCUCUCUCAGAGGAUAUCUCCCUGGCCCAGGCCAUUUAUGACAAGAAGCUUGUGUCUAUGCAGGAAAAUCUCCAAGGACUGGAUUUGAAAGCCCCGAACAACUGCUCUUUUUGCCAUGAGGCUGGGCAGCUGGGGCAAGAGAUCAAAAGACUGCAGGAGGAGCUGGAGGGAAUUCAGAAGAUGCUUCUGGCUCAGGAGGUCCAACUGGAUCAGACCUCUCAGACCCAUGAACUGCUCUCCACCACCAGCAGUCAAAUCUCCCAGGAGAUGGGCAGUUGUUCCUUCUCCGUCCACCAGGUCAACCAGUCUCUGGGGCUCUUCCUAGCCCAGAUGAGAGGCUGGCAGGCCACCACAGCCGGCUUGGAUCUCUCUCUGAAGGACCUCACCCAGGAGUGCUACGACGUCAAGGCUGCAGUGCACCAGAUCAACUUCACCGUGGGGCAGACUUCAGAGUGGAUCCACGGGAUCCGGCGGAAGACAGACGAGGAGACCCUGACCCUCCAGAAGAUUGUCACUGACUGGCAGAACUAUACCCGGCUCUUCAGCAGCUUGCGUACCACCUCGGCCAAGACCGGAGAAGUGGUCAAGAACAUCCAGGCCACUCUGGGGGCCUCAUCACAGCGCAUCAGCCAGAAUUCCGAGAGCAUGCAUGACCUGGUGCUGCAGGUCAUGGGCUUGCAGCUGCAGCUGGAUAACAUCUCAUCCUUCCUGGAUGACCACGAGGAGAACAUGCACGAUCUGCAGUACCACACCCGCUAUGCCCAGAACCGCACAGUGGAGAGGUUCGAGACGUUGGAAGGACGCAUGGCUUCUCACGAGAUCGAGAUUGGCACCAUCUUCACCAACAUCAAUGCCACUGACAACCAUGUGCACAGCAUGCUCAAGUACCUGGACGACGUGCGGCUCUCCUGCACACUGGGCUUCCACACCCAUGCCGAGGAGCUCUACUACCUGAACAAGUCUGUCUCCCUCAUGCUGGGCACCACGGACCUCCUCCGAGAGCGCUUCAGCCUGCUCAGCGCCCGACUGGACUUCAACGUGCGCAACCUCUCCAUGAUCGUGGAGGAGAUGAAGGCUGUAGACACGCAUCACGGAGAAAUCCUUCGCAAUGUCACCAUCCUACGAGGUGCCCCUGGCCCUCCAGGACCAAAAGGACUCAAGGGAGAUCUGGGUGUGAAAGGGCCUGUUGGUGGCAGAGGACCAAAAGGAGACCCCGGCAGCUUGGGACCCCCGGGACCCCAGGGUCCUCAGGGGCAGCCUGGGGACACCGGACCUGUGGGAGAAAGGGGGCCGGUUGGCCUGCGAGGUUUCCCAGGCCUCAAAGGCUCAAAGGGCAGCUUUGGAACUGGAGGCCUGAGAGGACAGCCAGGCCCCAAAGGGGACGUGGGGCCCCCAGGGCCAGAGGGGCCCCCAGGGUCUCCAGGGCCAGAGGGGCCUCAGGGAAAACCUGGGAUUGCUGGGAAGACAGGGUCACCAGGCCAGCGGGGGCCCACGGGACCUAAGGGUGAACCAGGCAUCCAGGGUCCCCCUGGCCUCCCGGGGCCCCCAGGCCCACCGGGAAGCCAGAGCCGCUACUGAGGAGUGCCCCUGCCCCAGACUCUACCACAGAGAAUGCCGGGAAGGGGGCUCAGGGCAGAGUGAGCCCCCAGAAAGCCACACCUACAGACAACUGUGGUAUUUUGAUCUCGAAGGGCCUUCCCCCAGGCCUGCCCUGCACUUCCAGGCUCCCCAGUAGUGACUGUACCAUAGAAAGCAGCCCCUCACACACACGCACACAUUUCCCUGCUGGCCGGGGGGCUGACUGGGUUUCUCUGGCUGGGCAGGAGGACAGGGCAAGAGAAGACGCUCCUCUCCCGUGACUGAGCCUGCCAGGGAGGUGGCUACCUCGGGAGGAAGGUCUUGAAUCUCUCUCUGAAUUGGUGGUGACCAACCCCAGUCUUUCUGGCGUCUUCACACCCAUCCGAGCCAGCAGUUGCCUGAGGCUCCCAGUGGCUGAAAAGACCCAGGAACAGCUUUCCAGGGGAUGGUGUUCAAACUCCAGGGACAAGGUAGAUUGGGCAACCACAAACCCUCCCCUUAGCCAUGGAACAGAGUCCCAGGAGCUGCCCCUGCCUCACACAGGACAGAGGAACUCCACGGGGCCAUCAUUCUCGGGUCCCACGCAUGGCGACCCUGGCGAGUUCGGCGUUUUUUCACAUCUGCGGAAGAUGCCUUGCUUCAUCCUUGCCUUCACCUCUCAGGAGCAUCCUCGAAGGAAUCCGAGCAGGAGUUGCAUCUGCACGGGGAGACUAUCCAGGUCCUAGAACAUUCUGCCAAAGCGGGGCACAGCACCCAGAAAGCUGGAGGAGGGGAGGCAGAGGCCAGUGUGAAGGUGCUGCGUGCAAACCUGCCUCCCUUGCUUCCCUGAGGCCAGCCCGCUCCAUUCCUGGGGUAGGCCCCUCUGUGAUGGUUGAAGGAGGGUCAACCCCUGAUAACAGGGUGACUCUCCCCUCCCGCACCUGGCUCUCCUCCUGCCCACAGCUGCCCACUGACCUCACACCACCGUGACCCAGAAUGGCCCGAGGCCUCUCUGCACAGGCAGCAAGACCAGAUGAGGAGGGAAUGGCCUGAAUCCGCAGGAGGCUCACUUUGAAGUCAUCCUUGCCCACCUCCGACUUCCUGCACACACUGGCAGAAAGGAGCCCUGGGAAGCUCCCACCGCAGGGUAAAGGCCACCCAUAGGCUUAACUCGUUGUAAAGCUGUCCUCCCUUUGUGUUCAAACAGAUUCUGACCUCCCCUGGGGUGGGGGCAUGGAGCUGUCUUCUCCCCAGUCUGACUCAGAGACCAGCCCUUCCACCCACGCCCCCCUUUCCAAAAGCCUUAACGCCAUCUCCCUUCUUGUAAUAGAUGUGCAACUGGUUUGCACGCCUGCCCCCACUGCCAUGUAAGUCUCCUGUCUACAUAUGAUAUCAUGCGACAUAGUAUUACUGACUCAGUAAAGAGCUAUUUCUAGGA
Molecule: messenger RNA, 3451 nt
Organism: Equus caballus (horse)
Lineage: Eukaryota; Metazoa; Chordata; Mammalia; Perissodactyla; Equidae
Gene: SCARA3
Product: scavenger receptor class A member 3
Source: RefSeq, a predicted model, not a curated record